AUAGAUUAUAGAUUAGGUGGAGAUGUCAUCAUCAUAUUCGGUAUGCAAUGUACUGGUUUUAAUGUUUCACUAGUAAACCACAAUCAAACAAAUUGUGAUGGUUCAAAACUGCAAUUACCCGCCAAUUAUCCAUUUGAUCUUUUAAAGAUUUUAUUCUAUCCUAUCACUUAACGUUUUGUUUUUUCAAGAGAAGAGGAAGAGCUGGUCGUGUUCAACCUGGAGAAUGUUAUCAUCUCUAUCCUAGAUGUGUAUAUGAUUCUUUCACAGAGCAUCAAUUACCUGAAAUUUUGAGAAUGCCGUUGCAAUCUCUCUGUCUGCAAAUCAAAAGUUUGAAACUAGGAAGUAUAUCUGAGUUUUUGUCUAGGGCUUUACAGUCUCCAGAGAUACUUGCGGUGCAAAAUGCAAUUGAAUAUUUGAAAACAAUUGGAGCUCUAGAUGAGAAUGAGAAUCUGACUAUUUUAGGGCGCCACCUGGUAGUGCUUCCUAUGGAACCCAAACUUGGCAAGAUGCUGAUAUUUGGUGUUAUAUUCAAUUGUCUGGAUCCUAUACUAACGAUUGUUGCAGGCCUUACUGUUAGAUGUCCUUUUCUAACACCUUCAGAUAAAAAAGAUCUUGCACAGGCAGCAAAGUCUCAGUUUUCCCAUGAUUACAGUGACCAUCUUGCCAUUGUGAGGGCCUAUGAUAGCUGGAAGGAUGCCGAAAUAGACAAUGCUGGACAUGAAUACUGCUGGAAGAAUUUUCUUUCUCCACAAUCCAUGAAAGUUAUUGAGGCUCUUCGAGUGGAAUUCUUAUCCCUGCUCAAAGAUAUUGGAUUAGUUGAUAGAAACAUGAGCAGUUGCAAUGCAUGGAGCUAUGAUAUGUAUCUCAUUCGAGCAGCUAUUUGCUAUGGCCUAUAUCCUGGAAUCUGCUCGGUUGUGCAUAAGGAUAAGUCAUUUUCUCUGAAAACAACGGAUGAUGGCAAAGUUCUCCUACAUUCGAAUUCAGUGAAUGCUCGCGAAUCUAGAAUUCCAUAUCCAUGGCUAGUUUUUAAUGAGAAGAUAAAAGUGAACUCUGUAUUUCUCCGUGACUCAACAGCUGUGCCUGAUAAUGUGGUACUUCUUUUUGGUGGGAGCAUAUCAAAAGGAGAUACUGAUGGUCACUUGAAAAUGUCGGGAGGAUAUUUGGAGUUUUUUGUGAAACCUGCUGUUGCUGAAAUGUACCAGAGUAUAAGGAAAGAUCUUGACAGACUCAUUCACAGUAAAUUACAGUUCCCGCAGAUGAGCAUACACUCAUUCCAUGAGCUCUUAUUUGCUAUACGGUUGCUGAUUUGUAAUGAGAAAUGUGAAGGCAAAUUUGUGUUUAGUUGCCAGCUCCUUAAACCAUCAAUGAUGACAUUGCAACAAGCAUUGGUUUCAAGAACAACCAGUGGACCCGGGGGUGAUAAUACUAAAGGCCAGCUUCAAACAUUGCUGACCCGAGCUGGAUAUGGUGCCCCCUUCUACACAACUACGCAAUUGAAGAAUAAUCAGUUUCGUGCUACAGUUGAGUUUAAUGGAGUGCAGAUUAUGGGCCAACCAUAUAGCAACAAGAAGAAUGCAGAAAAGGAUGCUGCGGCUGAGGCACUGCAGUGGCUUAUGGGUAUACAAACGGGGAAUGAGGAUAUCAAUCACAUGACAAUGUUGCUGAAGAAAAGGAAGACAGAUCAUAAUUGAACAAUGAAACAUGAAGAUGAACCUUGUAAAAUGAAAAUCUGGAUCAAACUGAAUACAAAUCCUAUCAACAAACAAACGCCACCGCAUCUUCAGCGAGCAACAUGCUGGGGUCCACAUGGUGAGCUACGUUGCAGGUCUUCUCCCCGUACUUACUUCCUCAACACACCAAUUGUCACGAACAGACAAUUGCAAUUUUGUUAUGCCACUUACCAACAUGGCCCCUAAUGCACCUGUAUAUGUAUGCACUUGUUAGGAUCCUUUACCUAUAUCACUGAGAAAAUUUACAGGUAUAUAAUAUAAUAUGUUAAAUUUGUAGGACUUUAUCUGCACUAAAAUUAUUUAUCGUCUACAUAUAAAAUUAUUUGCGCUAA
This is a messenger RNA of Vigna umbellata (rice bean), 2062 nucleotides long. Lineage: Eukaryota; Viridiplantae; Streptophyta; Magnoliopsida; Fabales; Fabaceae. The record is from RefSeq and is a predicted model, not a curated record.